AUGGAGAAGCGUGUGUCAUACUUCUACGACCCCGAUGUGGGCAGCUACUACUAUGGCCCCGGGCAUCCCAUGAAGCCGCAGCGCAUCAGGAUGGCUCACGCCCUGGUGCUCAGCUACGACCUGUACCGACACAUGGAGGUCUUCAGGCCUCAUAAGGCCGUGGAACCAGAACUGCUGGCGUUCCACGACAAUGACUACAUCCAGUUCCUCUCGGGAGUGAGCCCGGAGAACUACCGCGAGUUCGCCUACCAGCUCAAGCGCUUCAACGUCGGCGAGGCGACCGACUGCCCGGUCUUUGAUGGGCUAUUCGUGUUCCAGCAGAGCUGCAGUGGCGCGUCAAUCGACGCCGCGCACCGCCUGAACAACCAGCAGGCGGACAUUUGCAUCAACUGGUCAGGAGGGCUGCAUCACGCCAAGCGUUCGGAGGCAUCGGGGUUCUGCUACCUCAACGACAUCGUAUUGGGUAUUCUGGAGCUGCUGAAGUACCACGCGCGUGUCAUGUAUAUUGACAUCGACGUGCAUCACGGCGACGGAGUGGAGGAGGCCUUCUACGUCACGCACCGCGUGAUGACUGUUAGCUUCCACAAAUUUGGAAACUUCUUCCCGGGGACCGGCGACGUCACGGACGUGGGCGUCGCAUCCGGCAAAUACUACAGUGUCAACGUGCCGCUAAACGAUGGCAUGGACGACGACAGCUUUGCCGAUCUGUUCAAGGUUGUGAUCGGCAAGUGCGUCGAGAUAUACGAGCCCGGCGCCAUUGUGCUACAAUGCGGUGCAGAUAGUCUAACUGGCGACCGGCUGGGUAGAUUCAACCUCAGCAACAAGGGCCACGCGCGCUGCGUCGAGUUCUGCCGCAGCCUCAACAUCCCGCUGCUGGUGCUGGGAGGCGGCGGGUACACAAUCCGUAACGUCGCACGCUGCUGGGCGUACGAAACCGGGGUCGUUCUCGGUAAGCAGGACGAAAUGUCCAACCAAAUUUCUCUCAAUGAGUACUACGACUACUACGCGCCAGACUUCAACCUCCACCUCACCCCAACCAACAUGCCCAACUACAACACUCCGGAGCACCUCGAGCGCAUCAAGAUGAAGGUUAUUGACAACUUGCGCCACGUUGAGCGCGCGCCUGGAGUGCAGUUCGCCCACGUGCCGCCGGACUUCCUGCAGUACGACGAUGACGAAGACGAAGCUGCUCAGCAGGAGGUCUUCGAUGAGGGCGGGGGCCUCGCUACCUCGUCAGCGAGCGAGCUUCGCGGUCCGAGCCCUCCCAUAUACGUAAACCACCGCUUGCGUCGUAAGGACUACAAAAACGAUUACUACGACCUGCCAGACCGUGAUCAGCAGGUGCCAAUCUGA
Messenger RNA from Babesia bigemina, 1353 nucleotides. Its product is annotated as histone deacetylase, putative. The record is from RefSeq and is a predicted model, not a curated record. NCBI's taxonomy places the organism in Eukaryota, Apicomplexa, Aconoidasida, Piroplasmida, Babesiidae. The transcript has a single exon. The coding region runs from base 1 to 1353 and encodes 450 amino acids. Gene Ontology annotation, molecular function: histone deacetylase activity.